This is a messenger RNA of Eremothecium cymbalariae DBVPG#7215, 2355 nucleotides long. RefSeq names its product putative tRNA 4-demethylwyosine synthase (gene TYW1). NCBI's taxonomy places the organism in Eukaryota, Fungi, Ascomycota, Saccharomycetes, Saccharomycetales, Saccharomycetaceae. Gene Ontology annotation, biological process: wybutosine biosynthetic process. The record is from RefSeq and is a predicted model, not a curated record. The transcript has a single exon. Gene Ontology annotation, molecular function: catalytic activity; 4 iron, 4 sulfur cluster binding; FMN binding. Bases 1 to 2355 code for a protein of 784 amino acids.
AUGGCUAAGUAUGGAGAACUAGAUUCUUCUAUCUCUAAUAUAUUGGUGUUACUUGGGGUGAUUUUUACAUAUCUCUUGGAUGGAGGAAGAGUUAGUAUUGCAAUUACAGCAGUUAUUUUAUACAUUAUAGUUCAGCUAGAAAGUGGUGAUGGGCAAGAAGCUUCAGUAAUUGCUGUUGAGAAAGAUUCUCAGAAGGUGAAGUCUUCAGUUUGUAACAGUAGUGGGUCUGGUGGAUGCUGUUCAACUAAAACUGGCGCUAAAACUGGCGCUAAAAAGAAAGGAUGUUGCGGUGGGAAAUGCAAGUCUAAGAGUGUGGAUGCUGUUCGUGAAAUUGCAGUUACCUCUGUUACUGGCCAAGUUUCUUCUGGAAGCUAUCCUAUUGCCAUAGACUUUACCAAUGCCUUUAAUACGAAAAAAGUCAAAUCUAAAACCGUUUCAAAAAAGGUUCGCAAGUUAAUAUCGAGCGAGGUUAAAACUAGGUCGCGCGAUGACUUAGUAAAACAAGCUUUGACGAUUUCUAACGAGAAAUUGAUGGCAUCUCAAGUUUUUGUGUUCUACAGUUCUUUACAGGGUACCGCAAAACGUUCAGCGGAGCGAGUAACGGAAAUCUUGUCUAAAACUUAUUCUCUAAAAUUGGAACCAAUACUGAAAAAUCUCGAUGAAUUAGAAGAUUUUGAGCAGUACUUUGUUGAUGUUCCAUGCGAAAAUGCUCUAUAUGUGCUUGUUAUUCCGUCUUAUGAUACAGAUUCGCCAUUGGAUUAUUUCCUUGACUGUUUGGAGGAGUAUUUUAAUGAUUUUAGAAUAGACAAGUAUCCAUUGAGGAAGCUCGUUGGUUAUGCUAUAUUAGGCAUUGGUGAUUCCGAGUCAUGGCCUGAAAAGUUUUGUUAUCAGGCAAGAAUUGCCGAUUUAAAAAUUGCGAAGCUGGGAGGGAGAAGAGUGUUUCCAGUGGGUGAAAUUUGCAUGAAAUUCGGUGGGGAUUCCGAGGUAGAUAGUUGGGCUCGUCUAUUUGCGGACACUUUACAGGAUGAUGAGCCUAUUUUAUAUGAGUACGAUGAAUCAGUGGAAGACGAACCGGAUGAAUCACUAGAGCAGAGUACUGGCGAACCAUUAGUUGACCUAGAAGAUAUUGGUAACUCCUCAGUGGCAUACGACUCCAACACUGCCAUAAAGCAAAUGGUUGCGGUGGAUAGUCCAACUUACAAAAAUCUCACAAAGCAGGGCUAUUCGAUAGUUGGUUCUCAUUCCGGUGUUAAAAUUUGUAGAUGGACUAAAAAUGACUUGCGUGGAAGAGGCUCUUGCUAUAAGCACUCAUUGUUCAACAUUGUAUCAAGCAGAUGCAUGGAAUUAACACCUUCUCUAGCCUGUUCAUCUAAAUGUGUGUUUUGUUGGAGACAUGGUACUAACCCUGUUUCUAAAAACUGGAGAUGGGAGCUUGAUGAACCAGAGUUUAUACUAGAAAAUGCUUUAAAAGCUCAUUAUUCUAAAAUUAAGCAGAUGAGAGGUGUACCAGGAGUCAUCGCGGAAAGGUUUUCCAAAGCUUUUGAGGUUGCCCAUUGUGCAUUAUCCUUAGUUGGUGAACCAAUUAUGUACCCCCAUAUCAACAGGUUUAUCGAAUUAUUACACGAGAAGCAUAUCUCGAGUUUCUUGGUUUGUAAUGCUCAGCACCCUGAGCAGCUCGAAAUUUUAGGUAAGGUUACGCAACUAUACGUUUCCAUCGACGCACCAACCAAACAAGAGUUGAAGAAAAUCGAUAGACCACUGUACAAGGAUUUUUGGGAAAGAAUGCUAGUGUGUUUAGAUCUCUUGAAAACUACACAAUCUCAUCAGAGAACUGUUUUCAGAUUAACGUUAGUUAAGGGCUUCAAUAUGGCAGAUGUUAGUUCAUAUGCCGACUUGGUUAAAAGGGGUUUGCCAUGCUUCAUUGAAGUUAAGGGCGCUACCUUUUGCGGAUCAUCGGACGCAAAUGGUAACCCAUUGACCAUGCAGAAUAUACCGUUCUAUGAAGAAUGCAUCAAAUUUGUAAAACAGUUAUCUUCAGAAUUACAAAGGCGAGGUUUGGGUUAUGAGAUCGCUGCAGAACACGCACAUUCAAAUACCAUAUUAAUAUCGAGCACUAAGUUUAAGAAAAACGGCGAUUGGCAUACAUAUAUAGAUUUUGAAAAAUUCUUUGAGCUAUUGAACUCGGGUGCAUCAUUUUCUCAUGUAGACUACAUGGCGAAGACACCCGAAUGGGCGUUAUUUGGCAAUGGCGGUUUCGCACCUGGCAAUGUGAGAUUCUACAGGAAAAAGAAGAACCAAGAACCACCAAUAGCGGAAAUUUCGUCUUCUACUGGCACCACUGCUUUGACCCCAUGA